UUUCCUUCCGUUUGGGCACCCUCCACAAACAAGCGAAUGGCUCGGGCUACUUACAAUAUUUUUGUACUUUUAUUUUCGUAAUAUAAUGACUUAGUAAAUAUAUUAGUUGUUCGCAAAAUACUGAAAAAUCUUGGACAAUGACGACAGUGAUUCACGAGUUACUUUCCUCCGUAAUGGGGGUAUUAGUUGAAAGUGUCGUGUCAGAGUUGAGCAAACAUCUCUCGGACUUCACGAGUGUGUUAUCUGAGCAGUAUAAAAACCACAAGGGCAGUGCGGGGAUCAAAAACAAAGUUAAACAAGCGAACCAAGUAAAAACUAAAGAGUUUGCUGAAUUCAUGGAGAUGUUGAGCAAAGCAGCAGUAGAGACCAUGGUAAAGCAGAUACAUGAUCGCAUUGCUGGAAAGUUACAAGACAGACCAAAUGAAAGUCACGCAGCCAAACCUAACCCUCAGUACGGUGUCCCACAGGAGCCUGAGAAGAACAGUAGCAAUGAAGAGGAAUCAGAACACCACGACAAUGAUACUGGACUUUUGGCAAAUUAUCAGUACCAACAGUUCUCAUCUGCACAAACAGAAGCUCUUGAGGCCAGUUCAAGUUUGAAUGAAAGCCAGCCUUCUACAAGCACAAAUGGGACUGCGGAAGAGAUACACAAGCCUUUAAUUUGUGACAACUGUGGAAUAUCUUUCAGUGACGUGGCCUUGUUCAACAUUCACAAUACAGUACACAAAGAAAGACCUUUUAACUGCCAGAUGUGUGGGAGCUCUUUCAAAAUGAUGAAAUGCUUGAUGAAGCACCAGAAAUUUCAUGCAACUGAGAAUUUAUGUAUUCAAUUUGAAACUCCUCUGCAUGAACAAGAAUUCAUCGUGCAGCUGGAAACUUGCGAUGCCGUUGAUCCAUCCUUGCACACGCUUGAAGUGACUACUCCAGGUAUUUUCCAGAAUAACUCUGACAACGAGGACGUGUCUUGUACUGACAUAAUAACCAGUCAGGAUACAAAUGCAUUUCUUGUGCAGGAUUUAAAUGUUUCCAUCCAGAACACAGACGUUGAUCCGAACAUGAAUGUAAAACCAUCGAGUGAUGGUUUGUUCCACUGUAAAACCUGUGGCAAGUCUUUUGAACUGAGGUGGAAGUUAAUAAACCAUGUUCGGGCUCACGUGAAACAUUACAAAUGUUCCCACUGUGAUAAACGUUUUACAAUGAGGAGCUGCCUGAUCAGACAUGCAGCAAUGCACACUGGAGCUCAGCUCUACAAAUGUGAUAUAUGUUCCAAGUCUUUUGUAUUUCAGGCCACACUGGAGCACCACAAGCGUCUUCACACAGCAGAGAAGACGGUUACAUGCUCAAACUGUCAAAAGACUUUCCCUGGCAAACGUUCUUUCGGUAGACACAGGUGCAGAGCAGUCGAAAAGCUCUACAGCUGCCUGGUGUGCGACAAGCAGUUCAAAAUCAAACAGAACAUGCUGGAUCACCAAACACUUCACACUGGAGAGAAGCCCUACUGCUGUGAGAUGUGUGGCGAGUUUUACAGCUGCGAGAGAUAUCUGAAAAAUCACCAGAAGAGCCAUAUUGAGAAAACCUACGACUACCCGUGCGAGCUCUGCGAGAAGAGGUUCAGCGCUCGCAAACAUUUGCAGGCACACAUGCUCGUGCACACAAGAGAAAAACGGUUUGCUUGUGACAUGUGUGACAAGAAGUUUCCCACCUCUGGAAAUCUCAACAGACACAGAGCUGGCCACACAGGAGUGAAGCUGUACGGUUGUUCUAUUUGUUUGAAGAGGUACACUACUGCCUAUGCUCUAAAGAUGCACAUGCACAAGCACACUUCAAGCAAACCGUUUCUUUGUGAUGUUUGUGGAAAGGGAUUUACCAGUUCAGAUUACAUGAAAAGGCACAAGCGAAUUAUUCACGCAGGAAGGAGAGAUUGUGUGUGUUCGAUCUGUAAUAAGGCUUUUAUUUUCCCCAGUUCUCUUAACCAACACAUGCUUGUACAUACAAGAGAGAAGCACCAUGAACGACUGGUCAGUCCCUCGUUGAAGAAGUUCAGUUGUGAUCAUUGUCAGAAAAAGUUUUAUUCGCAGGCUGCCCUAACAGUUCACCAAAGGGUCCACACUAAAGAAAAGCCAUACAGUUGCGAGGUUUGUGGAAAGCGGUUUGGGUAUGCAAGUAGCAUUCAAAUGCACAUGAGAAUCCAUACGGGAGAGAGACCUUUCGGUUGCGAUGUAUGCGGUAAGACGUUCAGUCAGGCUGUACAUUUGAGGACCCAUCAGAGAGUUCACACUGGUCUGAAAUCAUUCAGUUGUGAGACCUGUGGCAAGAAGUUUGUGGAUCAAAGAAAUCUGAAACAACAUAAGUGUAAAUACACCAUGUAAAUGUUCUUCAUUUUUACAAGACCAAAGUUUUACACUAAAUUAAAUUGUGCUUUUGUUCAGUGCCGUUUGAAAUAGUUUGUGUAAUGCAUAGCAUUAUUGUGUUAAAAGAUGAUCUGAAGAAAUAAAGAGUUUUGCACAGUUCUGCAUUUUUAAUUAAGCUGUAAACAAUUCUAUUUUCAACAAGUUGAGGCAAGCUUGUGUGUGAAGAUAAUAAAAAAAAUC
Molecule: messenger RNA, 2591 nt
Organism: Triplophysa rosa
Lineage: Eukaryota; Metazoa; Chordata; Actinopteri; Cypriniformes; Nemacheilidae
Product: zinc finger protein 883
Exons: 4
Coding region: 138-2369 (743 amino acids)
Biological process (GO): regulation of transcription by RNA polymerase II
Cellular component (GO): nucleus
Molecular function (GO): RNA polymerase II cis-regulatory region sequence-specific DNA binding; DNA-binding transcription factor activity, RNA polymerase II-specific
Source: RefSeq, a predicted model, not a curated record